Closterium sp. Naga37s-1 is the source of this 684-nucleotide messenger RNA. NCBI's taxonomy places the organism in Eukaryota, Viridiplantae, Streptophyta, Zygnematophyceae, Desmidiales, Closteriaceae. The record is from the annotation of a GenBank genome assembly.
AUGGCAUACCCACCAGAACCACAUGGCAUGCCCACCAGCACCACAUGGCAUACCCACCAGCAGCACAUGGCAUACCCACCAGCAGCACAUGGCAAACCCACCAGCAGCACAUGGCAUACCCACGAGCACCCCCUACCCAUCAACAGCACCCACGUACCCAUGAGAAGCGCCCUACCCACCCAUGAGCAGCACGGCCUACCCACCCAUGAGCAGCACGGCCUACCCACCCAUGAGCAGCACGCCCUACCCACCCAUGCGCAGCACACCCUACCCACCCAUGCGCAGCACGCCCUACCCACCCAUGCACAGCACGCCCUACCCACCCAUGCGCAGCACGCCUUACCCACCCAUGCGCAGCACGCCCUACCCACCCAUGCGCAACACGCCCUACCCACCCAUGCGCAACACGCCCUACCCACCCAUGAACAAAAUGCGUUGCUUGCGGUGGAAGAACUGGAGGGCAUCGGCUGGUUGUACGGUCUUGAGGCGGCACGCGUGGGGGCGCCACUGCUGGUCCACCCAGUAGCCCUCGUUACCGGAGGAGAGCAGCAGGGCAGGCGUGCACCAGGGGAGGCUCUCUCUGCGCACCUCGGAGAUGCAUUCUGCCUGCAUGUCUACAACAUUCGGCCUGCCUGUCUACAACCACUCACUCUUCAUUCUCCUCCCCAAUCUACUCUACUCUGA